This is a messenger RNA of Carya illinoinensis, 3918 nucleotides long. Its product is annotated as probable L-type lectin-domain containing receptor kinase S.5. Gene Ontology annotation, biological process: protein phosphorylation. Gene Ontology annotation, molecular function: protein kinase activity; ATP binding; carbohydrate binding. Bases 192 to 2303 code for a protein of 703 amino acids. The transcript is spliced from 4 exons. NCBI's taxonomy places the organism in Eukaryota, Viridiplantae, Streptophyta, Magnoliopsida, Fagales, Juglandaceae. Gene Ontology annotation, cellular component: plasma membrane. The record is from RefSeq and is a predicted model, not a curated record.
AGGAAUUCGUUAGCUCAUAUUUCUAACUAUGAACAGACUCGGAAUAUUUAUCUAGGGAGGGAAGUGUCAUGUCCGGUAGACAAAUACAAGUUAUAAUGCUGAUUUGAUAUUCGUCAUCUGGCGCAGUUUUAGAUUCCUUCGAGAUCUGCUUCUGAUCCUCACUCGAAAUUAAAGUAACUGCACAAAGAAUUAUGGGUAUACUCUCAAAUGGAAGUUCGAUCGCCCUUGCCAUUAUCCUUUUCAGCCUUCUGCAUCUUGCUGCUGAGAUCCAAACUACUGCUGCACUGAUGGUGGAAAAGAAUAAAUUCUCGUUUGAUGAAGGGUUUCAUCAGACGGCAAUUGACGACUACUUUAAGUUUGAAGGUAAAGCAGGUAUUGGGCUUGGAGCCCUGCAGAUAACUCCAGACACAGCCAACGAUGCCUACAGCCUCUUCAACACUUCCGGCCGCAUUAUGUUUAGUCGACCUUUCAGGCUCUGGUCCGAUGAUUCCCAGGCUUCCUUCAACUCGACCUUUGUCAUAAACAUUUUCAGGAUCAAGGCCGAGAAUUGGACUGUCGGUCAGGGCCUUGCCUUUCUCAUAGCGCCGAAUACCUCCAUGCCUGCAGCAAGUGAAAGGGAAUGGCUUGGCCUCACCAAUGAAGACACCGAUGGUAACAGCACCAACCAGAUCGUCGCCAUAGAAUUCGAUACCCAAAAGCAAGUCUAUGAUCCCGACGACAACCACAUCGGCCUUGACAUCAACUCUGUUAAAUCAAACACAAGUGUCUCUCUCGAUGAUCAUGGUAUCAGAUUAUCCCCUGAAGACGCUACUAAUUACAGCGUCUGGGUCGACUACAAUGGCUCGUCCAUGCUGAUGGAGGUUUACAUGGUGAAAGAAGGAGAACCCAAGCCUAGGUUUCCCCUUCUCAACGAGACCAUAAACCUGAAAGAGUACGUCAAAGACGAAUCCUACUUUGGGUUUGCAGCUUCUACAGGCUAUCCGAAUAUUCAGCUUAAUUGUGUCUUGAAAUGGAGUUUAUGGGUACAAGAUCUACCCGAGAAAAGAGAUUUGACUUGGUUGAAGAUAGGUGCUGGGGUUGGAGUUCCGGCGGUGAUAUUGUUGAUCCUACUCGGUGUGAUAUAUGUGAACAAGAGAAAACGAAGCAGAGUCGAGGAGUCCAAUGUUUUUGACGAGCAGUUGAAAUCGUUGCCUGGAAUGCCAAGAGAAUUCAAAUACAGGGAAAUCAAAGAGGCCACCAACAACUUCCAUGAGAGCAUGAAGCUUGGUGAAGGUGGAUUUGGCAUUGUUUACAGAGGGAUUCUGAAUCUUAAGGAUCAUAAUACUGAUGUUACUGAAAUAGCUGUCAAGCAAUUCGUCAGAGACAACAUCAAAAGCAAAGAUGAUUUUUUGGCUGAGCUCACCAUUAUUCACCGGCUUCGCCAUAGACAUCUCGUCCGCUUAGUUGGGUGGUGCUACGACGAAGGGAAGCUACUACUAUUGUAUGACUUCAUGCCAAAUGGUAGUCUUGAUAAGCACCUCUAUGAUGCUUCCAAUCGGAAAACCUUAAACUGGGAACGCCGACAAAGGAUUCUAGUAGGUGUAGCGUCUGCUUUGCAUUAUUUGCACAAUGAUUAUGAUCAGACGGUUGUGCACCGCGACCUCAAAGCCAGCAACAUCUUGCUGGACUCCGAAUACAAUGCUCGCCUGGGUGAUUUUGGCCUUGCCCGAGCCUUGGAUAAUGACAAGAAUUCAUAUGCUGAACUAGGACUGGGGGGAGUCGCGGGCACCAUGGGCUAUGUUGCUCCUGAGUGUUUUCAUACAGGGAGGGCUACAGCUGAAUCUGAUGUGUUCAGUUUUGGAGCUGUGGUGCUCGAGGUCGUGUGCGGCAGAAGUCCUGGGAUUCCUAUCCGUUACCACCAGCAUGAGCAUUGCUCCUUGGUUGAUUGGGUUUGGAUUUUCCAUAGUAAAGGCAGCAUUCAAGAAGCUGUAGAUGAGAGGCUCAGCAACAACUAUGUGGUCGAUGAAGCAAAGAGACUUUUACUUCUAGGGCUCGCAUGUUCACAUCCGGUUGCCAGUGAGAGGCCUCGGACGCAGGCUAUAUACCAGAUUAUAACAGGAGCCAUGCCACCCCCUCUUGUACCUCCAUUUAAACCUGUCUUCACAUGGCCUUUAAUGGGAACUCCAUACAGCAACACUGAGAGUACAACUUCUACUACAACAGUGUCUUGCAAAGGUUGUUCUGACACCAAUAUGAAGAGUAACAUCCAGAUGAGCUCGAGCACCUCCCAGAGUUUCAAGUCUGUGAGCCCCUGUACUCCGUAGGCACCCUCGUUUGCAUUGAAAUGGGAUGCUUUUGAAAAGAUAUCUGCAUUCCUGAUACACUACAUCAUAUCAAUUUGGUCUAUCCAGCGGAACUGAUAACACUAGAGAUUAUGCAGGAUGCAAUAGUCAAGAGUGGGGGCUUAUAUAACCCACCACGGGGUUUUCUGUUAUGAUUAAUGAAUGCAGGAUAAUCAGUGACUUCAUCAAUCCGCCUCCCCAUUACCUUUACCAGAAACCUAAUCCGAGGCUCUUAAGGAAUUUCGGAUGCUCUUGAUGAGAAUUGGAAGAAAACCAUUUACCAAAGCUGCUAUUUGCUCAGCUCCAAACCCACAUCUAUUUAGAUAAGCAAAGUGGGCCUUAGCACCUCGUUCACAUCUCCACAAAGAACUUCAGAGAAGUUCAUUGCCAUUGUGUGAUGAUCAUGCUCCGAAAGACCUACCGACUUAAAAAAUUCUGAAGUAGGACGUAGCCUUUUAUCAAAGCUAUGGCCAUAAACAGGUUUUUUGCCAGAACUUUGCGAACCAUCCCAUCUCUGGCAAGGCCAAGAGUAGCAAGAAAGUCCACUAUCUCGGUCAGCUUCGAUUCAAUGCUGUAGCUGAUGAGCCUUGGAUUGGGCAAUAUCAUCUUGCCAAGUUGCUUUUUGGGGACACCAAGUUCCUGAAAGAAUUUCAGAAGUGGACAUAACUUCUCUUCCACGCCAUGGGAGAGUAUGUGACAGAAUUUGGCAAUGGCGGAAGCAACAUCAUGGGGUUUUGUAUCGAGUGUAGAGAGGCACUCAACCAUGGGAACAAGCUUCACAUAGAGACCCAGUGUAAGUACCUUGGGGCACUUUGAAACAACUGAAAGGAGCUCUCAUGAAUGUCAUUGCUUUUAAGGUAAGCCCAGUUCUGGGAGGCUUUCUCCCCUUGUCCGCCCUCAAGGCGCUUGCACUUUUUGAACAUUUCAUCGAUGCUUUUAUCAUCCAAACCUCUCUCCCUUAAGAACCAAAUGAUGCUAUCACCACGUUGACUGCUGCAUAUUUCCAUAUUCCCCAACAAGAUUUGACAUCUCUUAUUUAGAACAAUGGACGCUAAAAAAAAAUUAUAUUUGUUGAACGAACAUAAAAAUUGGUGGGUUGUAUAUAUUUUAAAGAAUUUCCAUAGGUGCAUAGCAAAGGAUCUAAAGAGGGUAACAGAAGAAUCAUCAUGCUAAUUGGCUCGUAUAUUUUGAAAACAGUGGAAAUAAUUAUUUGAAAGGUGACCCCAAGCAUAACUUAAUAUUACUUAAUACAUACUUUGCAAACAGUGGGGAGUUUCCUCCAAAUCCACUAUACACUGAUGAUCUAACCAGAGCAUUUUUAGCGAGUGUAUGAGCUAUUACAUUGCCAUCUCUGUUAAUGUGCUUAGUAACACAAACAUCAAACUAAUUAAUUCUUGAUCUUAUAUCAGAAAUGAUCAUUCCAAAAUAGCUUUCAUAUGGUGCAUGACCUAAUACAUACUUUGCAAGGCCCACAAAUUUGACGAUGCCAAAUGGAUUUUCAGGAAAAUGCAAAAUAAUGGCAUUUCUCCAAAUGCAUUCUAGAUCUCAUUUCGAUUCAAAGAGUGUUUUAUCUUAUAUCAUCUAAUCAUUAUAAUUU